Messenger RNA from Ictalurus punctatus (channel catfish), 8573 nucleotides. RefSeq names its product fibronectin 1b (gene fn1b). The coding region runs from base 180 to 7886 and encodes 2568 amino acids. Gene Ontology annotation, cellular component: extracellular region. Gene Ontology annotation, biological process: heart development; cell-substrate junction assembly; nervous system development. Gene Ontology annotation, molecular function: integrin binding; proteoglycan binding. NCBI's taxonomy places the organism in Eukaryota, Metazoa, Chordata, Actinopteri, Siluriformes, Ictaluridae. The transcript is spliced from 48 exons. The record is from RefSeq and is a predicted model, not a curated record.
CAAAGCGCACGGUGCGGCUCAGACGCAUCAGUAGCGCAGCCUGCCCCAAGAAUACACACUAACACCAGCAAAGACUUUACAAAAAAAAAAAAAAAAAGAAGAAGAAGAAGUUUUUUUUACGUUAAAUAAUAGUUUCUGUCAUAAAUUCGAUUUUUAAAUAUUUUUUUCUGUGCGCGAGCAUGAGGCGCUUGGUGCUGUUGGCGCUGUGCGCGUGCAGCGCGGUGGUGUGUGUGCCGAAGUCAGGCAGGAAUAAGCGACAACAACAACAACAGGUGCUGCCGGGCAUACCGGUGGAAGAGCUGGCAUACACACGGCAAGCUGUCUGUACGGAGAAUGGGCGUUUUUACCAAGUCAAUGACCAAUGGGAACGACCGUACAUGGGCAGCACGUUACUGUGCACGUGCAAAGGAUCGGCCGGCAUCCAGUGUGAAUCAAAACCCGCAGGUGAAGAGAUGUGCUUCGAUAAAGUCAACGCGAGGUCGUACCGCGUGGGCGAGACGUACGAGCGGCCGAAGGACGGGAUGAUCUGGGACUGCACCUGCAUCGGCUCGGGUCGAGGCAAAAUCAGCUGCACCAUCGCAAAUCGCUGCCACGAAGGAGGUCGCUCAUACCGGAUCGGCGAGACCUGGACAAGACCUCACGACACAGGCGACUACAUGCUCGAGUGCGUGUGCCUCGGAAACGGAAAGGGCGAGUGGACCUGCAAACCCAUCGCUGAGCGCUGCUACGACACGUCAGUCGGCGCAUCGUACGUGGUUGGGCAGACGUGGGAGAAACCUUAUCAGGGCUGGAUGAUCGUCGACUGCACAUGUUUGGGUGAAGGGAAUGGGCGCAUCACCUGCACCUCUAGGAACCGCUGUAACGACCAGGACAUGAGGAAGUCGUACCGUAUCGGCGAGACGUGGACCAAAGUGGACUCCCAAGGCCGUGCACAGCAGUGUGUGUGUACAGGAAAUGGACGUGGCGAAUGGAAGUGUGAGAGUCACACGUCUGCGCAAACGGCCCUCGGUGAGUGCGAUACAGGUUCAGGCUCAGGCUUGUCCACUCAGGUCAAACCCGUCACUCACCAGCUGAACAUCCUGCCCGUGCUGGCUGAGAUCGGUACAUGUCAGACCAGAUCUGGCACCAUCUACUACGACGGCAUGCGCUGGGUCCAAACUCAGGGCAGCCAGCAGAUGAUCUGCACCUGCGUUAACGGAGGCAUCGGCUGCGAGGAAUGGGAUGGUCAGUCUCAUGUGUAUGGUGGAAACUCUAACGGCCAGCCGUGUGUGUUCCCCUUCACGUUUGGUGGAAAAACACACUACUCAUGCAUCUCUGAAGGCCGAACUGACGGCCAGCUUUGGUGCAGCACCACCUCCGACUACGACACGGAUCGGCAGUACUCUUUCUGUACUCAGAGGAACUUGAUGGUGACGACUCGUGGUGGAAACUCUAAUGGCGCGCUGUGCCAGUUUCCCUUCCUGUACAACGGCCGUAAUUACACAGACUGCACAGCCGAUGGCCGACGCGAUGGGAUGAAGUGGUGUGGCACUACAGCGAACUAUGAUGAUGAGCGACGCUACGGAUUCUGUCCCAUGGCAGCUCAUGAGGAAAUUUGCACAGUAAAUGACGUCAUGUACCGCCUGGGUGAUGAGUGGGACAAGCGCCAUGACACCAUGGGUCACAUGAUGCGCUGCAAGUGUGUUGGUAACGGCCGGGGCGAGUGGAGUUGCGUCGCCCACUCACAGAUUCGAGAUCAGUGUAUUGUAGACGGACUCACAUAUGAAGUGGACCAGACGUUUGACAAGCGCCACAACGAGGGCUACAUGAUGAACUGCACAUGCUUCGGUCAGGGCCGUGGCCGCUGGAAAUGCGACGCUAUCGAUCAGUGCCAAGAAGCCGAGACGAAAGUGUUCUAUCAGAUCGGUGAGACAUGGGAUAAAGUGAGCCACGGUGUCCGAUACCGGUGUACCUGUUACGGAAACGGCAUCGGAGAACAUGCCUGCGAGCCUCUCGAGUCCAGGGUUCCAGUACGCGUGACCAUCACGGAGACAGGAAACCAGCCCAACUCGCACCCCAUCCAGUGGAACCCACCAGCAUCAGCCCACAUUACUCAGUACAUCCUCAAGUGGAAAGUCAAGAACACGCGGACUCCGUGGAGAGAGGUCAUCAUCCCCAGCCACAUCAACUCCUACACCAUCUCCGGCCUGAAACCGGGCCUCACCUACGAGGGUCAGCUGAUCAGCAUCCUAAACUACGGUCACAGAGAGGUGACUCGCUUCGAUUUCACCACUUCCUCUGGCUCACUGGUUCCUACGGAAGGUGUGACGACUCAGAACACUCGAGUGUUAGACACGUCUGAAUCCAUCACCGAGAUCACAUCCAGCAGUUUCGUUGUUUCCUGGACGUCAGCGUCUGAGACCAUCUCCGGGUUCAGAGUGCAGUACGAACUCUCUGAGGAGGGAGCUGAGCCCACGGUGAUCGAUCUCCCACGCACGAGCACAUCAGUGAACAUCGACAGACUCCUGCCAGGCCGAACGUACCACGUCCAGGUUUACGAAGUCGAGCCGGAAGGAGACACAAACCUCAUCCUGACAACCACUCAGACCACUGCUCCCGAUACGCCGAGCGAUCACCGAGUUACGGAGGUUAGAGAAACAUCCAUCGUGAUCUCCUGGACCAAACCACAUGCGCCGAUCACCGGUUACCGUGUGGUGUACACCCCGUCCGUUGAAGGCAGCAGCACUGAGCUGAACCUGCCUGAGACGGUGACCUCGGUGACCUUGGUUGACCUCCAGCCCGGACAGUCGUAUAAUGUCAGUAUCUUCGCUGUGGAGGGAAACCUGGAGAGUGAAGCAGUGGUGCUGCAGGUCCGUACGGCCGGAGAGUCACAGCCCGAGGAAGUCCAGGCACCGACUGAGCUGCAGUUCUACGAGGUCACUGACGUGAAGAUCACUAUCACCUGGACCGGACCACCCAGCGAGGUGUCGGGCUACCGCGUGACCUACGAACCCGUGAGUUCGGACGGCCACUCAACCCAGAGGCCGCUAGCGCUCCCCACCACGCCCAACGCCUACGCCGAGAUCACACACCUGCAGCCCGGCACCUUGUACCGCUUCUACGUGUACGCCGUCUACGGUGGAGCUGAGAGCCAGCCGCUGGUGGGCGAGAAGUCUACCCGACCUGACGCUCCUACGGACCUGCGCUUCCCAGACGUGACAGAAGACACUGUUCUGGUGGUGUGGUCCGCCCCGCAGGCCCGUAUCACCGGUUACCGCCUCUACAUAACCACGGAGGACUCCACCUCUCCGACGCUGCUCAGAAUCCGACCUGAAGAGACCCAGUACACCGUCCCGAACCUGCAGCCUGACACGAUGUACACCGUCACACUGCACUCGGAGCACGGCAGCACACUGAGCGAGGGCGUCUCCGGAACUGUCACUACCACUGUGCCGAUUGGUAACGCCCCCCGUUUCUCCACGGACGUCACCGACAGCUCCAUCAUCAUCUCCUGGACUCCUGUUCCUCGCUUCAGCUACAGGAUGUCGGUGAAGCCCAGUCAGGGCGGCGAGGCUCCCAGGGUCGUGACCUCCGACUCGGGAAGCAUCUACAUUUCAGGCCUGACCCCCGGCGUGGAGUACACCUACAGCCUGCAGCCCAUCAUCAACGGCCGCAAGCAGGGCAACGCUAUCACGCGCAACGUUGUGACACCGUUAUCUCCACCGAGCGAUCUGAAUCUGGUCUCCAACCCCAACACGGGCGACCUCAGCGUACGCUGGCGUGAGAGCACGACGCCCGACAUCACGGGUUACCGGGUGACAUGUACGCCCACCUUGGGGCAGCGUGCAAAUUCCCUGGAGGAGUUUGUUCGAGGCCAGCAGACUUCGUGCACGCUGGAGAACCUGAGCCCUGGUGUUGAGUACAAUGUCAGCGUCUACACCGUUAAAAACCACAUCGAGAGCGAACCCAUCUCCUCAGUUAUCACGCAAGACGUGCCGAAGGUGAGCGACCUCGGCUACGUCAACGUCACCGACACCACCAUCGGGAUUCAGUGGACGCUUCUAAACCACCCCGCCGUUACGGGGUACCGCGUCACGGUACUGGCCGCCGGGGAGAGUUUGCCCAUCCUGGAGGAUUCGCUGGAUUCGGGCACCGGUUUUUAUACGGUUCGAGGGCUGGAGCCCGGGGUCGACUACCACAUCAGUGUCAUCACGCUCACGGAGGAGAGCGAGAGCGAGCCAACAACGAUCACGCAGCAAACGCAAGCUGGUGUUCCGGCUCCCACCAACCUGAAAUUCGGUGAGGUUGGUCCAGACUCGAUGCGCCUCUCCUGGACCCGCCCCUCGGUCCGCCAGUCAGAGAUCAGCCGCUUUGUGAUUCGCUAUCACCCGAGCAACGACGACGACAACAUACAAGAAGUAAACGUGGGCGGAGCAACCAGCACCUACCUCCUCCAACACCUGCUUCCCGUCACUGAGUACGUGGUGAGCGUGUCGUGUGUGUAUGGCCAGAGAGAGAGCACCCCGGUCACGGGCAGACAGACCACCAAUCUCGACUCUCCCAGCGGCCUGGUCUUCUCCGAUGUGUUCACACACUCGUUCACGGCAAACUGGCAGGCCCCGCGCGCCCCAAUCACAGGCUACCGGCUGGCAUACGAGGCGACCAGCGGAGGGCGGCGUCAAGAGGAACGUCUGCCACCGAGCCGCACGCGUUACGCCCUGAACAACCUGCAGCCCAACACACUGUACACGCUGCGCAUCUACGCCGUCAGCGGCCGCCAGGAGAGCCAACCUCUCACCGGCACGCAGGCUACCAUCUCAGAUGCUCCCACUGACCUGGAGGUGACCUCAUCCACCCCGAACAGCAUCACCAUUUCCUGGGACGCUCCUGCUAUUCCAGUGCGCUACUACAGGAUCAAACACGAACAGACUGGAGAGCGCGGCUCUGGCCAGGAGUUCACCGUGCCGGGUACAGAGUCGACGGCCACCAUCGGUGGCCUCCAGCCGGGCACCGAUUACACCGUCACCAUCUACGCAGUGACUGGCAGAGGAGACAGUCCAGCGUCCAGCACACCGACCAUCAUCACACACCGCACCGGCAGCCACGGCGUCCCAUCUCCCUCAGAUCUAGAAGUGACCGAUAUCCAGGACCAGGCCAUCGUGGUGCGCUGGAGUCCUGCCAGAGGCCCAAUCACCGGCUACAGGGUCACCGGGCGCCCCAGAAAUGGAGUGGGACCCACUUUCUCCAAGGAGGUGGGACCAGAUCAGACAGAGUUGAGAAUAACGGGUCUGGUUCCGACGGUGGAGUACGUAAUCAGCGUGUAUGCCAUCAGCCGUGAUGGAGAGAGCACACCGGUGGUGGAGAAAGCAACUACCAUCAAGAGCGUCCCAUCUCCCUCAGAUCUAGACGUGACCGAUAUCCAGGACCAGGCCAUCGUGGUGCGCUGGAGUCCUGCCAGAGGCCCAAUCACCGGCUACAGGGUCACUGGGAGCCCCAAAAACGGAGUGGGACCCACUUUCUCCAAGGAGGUGGGACCAGAUCAGACAGAGUUGAGAAUAACAGGUCUGGUGCCGACGGUGGAGUACGUAAUCAGCGUGUAUGCCAUCGGCCGUGAUGGAAAGAGCACACCGGUGGUGGAGAGAGCAACUACCAUCAAGCCAACGGACAGUCCCACAGAUUUGACGUUCUCUGAUGUGGACAGCUCCUCGGUGCGCGUGUCCUGGCGUCCCCCACAGGGUCGUGUCACCUCGUACCGCGUCUUCUACUCAAGCCCAGAGACCGGAGAACGCGAGUGGAGUCCAGCGCCGAGCAGGAACGACGACAACGUGCUUCUCCAACACCUGAGACCCGGAACCGAAUAUAGCGUCAGAGUGAUCGCCACAACCGACCGGGGUGCCACCGCGGAGUUGGCGGGAACACACACCACCGUUGUCCCCGCCCCCACCAACAUCCAGUUUGGAGACGUGGGCCCCUCAUCCUUUGUGGUGCUCUGGAGGGCACCAGGCAUCAGGCUGAAUGGAUACCGUGUCCUCGUGAAGCCCAAAAACAACAUUGCGCAACCGAAAGAGCUGAACGUAGCUCCCGAUUCCAUGCAGGUCACCGUCACUGGACUUCUGGUGUCCACGGUGUACGAGGUGUACGUGUACGCGUUGAAGGAUUCGGUCAGCAGUCCACCGCUUGUUGGAGAGGUCACUACAACCGGCGAAGACAUCAGCCCUCCACGGCGCCCUCGCGUCAACGAAGUGAAGGACACGAGCAUUACGCUCAACUGGCGCGCCAAGAUCGAGCCGAUAACAGGCUUCUUAAUCGAGGCCACGCCUAUAUCAGGAAACUAUCCAACCAUCAGGAAAGAGAUUCCAGGUGAACAUCGCAGUGCUGUAAUUACAGGUCUUCAUCCUGGCACCGCUUACAAAAUCAACAUCUACACCUUGAACGGAGACAGACGCAGCGCACCCUUCACCCUCAGCACCAACACAAUCGGUUCAUCCCUCCAGCCCCCCACUGACCUCAGGUUCCAGGCUCUAUCUCCGACCUCCAUCUCCUUUAACUGGCAGCCUCCCACCAGCCACAUCACAGGAUAUUACAUCACUUACGAGGAAGAAGGAAGCAGCCCACGUGAGCUCACGCCACGCCCACACGCCGGCACCAACUAUGCCACCAUCACAGGUCUGAAACCAGCCACUGUGUACAUCAUUAAGAUUAUCGCUCUGCAGAACACACUGAGAAGUCCACCACUGGUGGGCAAGGCCAGAACACAGGAAUCGCUGCUGUUACCGCUGCCUAUACCUCCACGCCACAACACCCUCGGUCCGCUGGAUGUGCCCGAGACCGACAUCUUGGUGAACGUGGUGGGUCCGACUGUGCAGCCGGGACCAGGCGAGGGCGGCCAGGGCAUGGAGUACACCGAAUACAACAACCAACCCACUCUGCCUCACAGCGGGCACCGACCGAACCCCUACGUCCCCGGGACGGGCCAAACUCUCAUCUACGUGCCCGCCCCGGGGCCGGACGGCUCGCGAGUGCCCAAGGUGGUGCAGCUGAGCGACCGAAACGCUCACGGUUUCACUUUUCCAGAAAAUAAGACUGGGACGCCACAGGAGGCUCAGACUCAGACAACCGUCAGCUGGCAACCUUUCAGGCAGAGCAAAGCCUACCUUGUGACCUGCCAUCCAGUCACACAACGCAACGAGAAGAUGUUCCAGUUGCAACUUCCCAGCACGUCCACCAGUGCCACGCUGAUCGGCCUCACGUCCGGUGCUUCGUACCGCGUCCUCGUCGAGGCUCUGAAGGACGCGCUCAAGUACAAAAUCCUCGACGAGGUCAUCACCGCCGGUAACACAGAUCCAGCAGGAGUUCCAGCCAGCGACGAUUCAUGCUACGACACCUUAACCGCUACUCAUCAUAACAUAGGGGACGAGUGGGAGCGCAUGUCCGAGACUGGCUUCAAGCUAUGGUGCAGGUGCCUAGGCCUGGGCAGCGGCCAUUUCCGAUGCGACUCCUCCAAGUGGUGCCAUGACAACGGCCACAACUACCUCAUCGGCGAGCGGUGGGAGAGACGAGCAGAAAACGGUCACAUGAUGAGCUGCACGUGCCUCGGCAACGGCAAGGGAGAGUUCAAGUGCGAGCCACAUGAGUCGACGUGUUAUGAUGAAGGAAAGACGUACCAGGUGGGAAACCAGUGGCAGAAGGAGUAUCUCGGUGCGAUCUGUACCUGCAUCUGUUACGGAGGACAGCAGGGUUGGCGUUGUGAAAACUGCAAAAAGCCCGGGACCGAGAUCAAUACUCAUCUGCUGAAGCCGGUUCGCUACGGAGAUGGUAUCGCCAAAGUGAAUAUCCACUGCCCAAUCGAGUGUCUCCGGCCGGAUAUCCUGGCCGACGCCGUGGCCAAUCCCAACCCGUUAGAGUGAAGGGAUUCCUGAUUUUCAACUCCCCCUCCCCCAAUCCUCCCUCCUGUUAACAUGGCUCUGAUCCAACACGUAACAUCUGUGAGACUGUACUAACCCCCCUAGUGCCUUCAAGCCUUCCUAUUGGUUACUGCAAUCACCGCUACUGCUUCUCAGCCAAUCAGAGAAGCCGACAUUAUGCCAUAGCAAUUUUCACUGCAUUUAAUUGGUCGCUCAGGCAUAUGAUUGGCUUUCAUCUGUUUAUUUUUUUGUUUUUUUUAAAAUAAAGAACAUAAAACAUUAAGCUUUAAAACAUACACAAAUGUUGACAAUUUCAGUACAAAUGAAUAAAAUGAAAGAAAUCUACUCUACCAGUAUUAUUUUUUUUAAAAACCUUAACUAUAAAUCUGCACAAAUAAUAUAAAAAAUAAAGCACUGAUUUGUGAGAAUGUUACAUGAGCUUUUAGCACACUGAGCUUUUUUAAUCCUUCAGUUAGUUUCCCAUGGCCGAGUUCGCUCAGAGCCAGCACUGUUUUUAGAUCGACACAUGAUUUUGCUGAUCUGUCCUGAUUUGUCGAACGCUUUGAUUUAUUUAUCCGUUUGGACCCACAAGUGUUUUCAUCACAUGCAGUUAAGAAAGUAAUUGUCCUGCUGGUGCCAAAGUCUUCAUUACUGUCAAAUUCCUGUUUUUAAAUAAAGUUUUACAAAUAA